Molecule: messenger RNA, 2163 nt
Organism: Malania oleifera
Lineage: Eukaryota; Viridiplantae; Streptophyta; Magnoliopsida; Santalales; Ximeniaceae
Product: proline--tRNA ligase, chloroplastic/mitochondrial
Exons: 11
Coding region: 191-1828 (545 amino acids)
Biological process (GO): prolyl-tRNA aminoacylation
Cellular component (GO): chloroplast stroma; mitochondrion; cytoplasm
Molecular function (GO): ATP binding; proline-tRNA ligase activity
Source: RefSeq, a predicted model, not a curated record
AAAAAAUUCCAUAGACCAAUCGAAAAGGAAGUUACAAAAAACCAAAAAUGGAGUGGAGGAAAGUGUACAACCAUCAUCCGUAAGAGACCUGAGGAGUGCAGAAAGCGUCAUCUCUCUUCUCUUGAACGCGAAGCCUCAGUGCUCGACCCCUCUCUGAGUGGCCAGAGCGUUCAAGUUCCAACAGUUACCAAUGGUGGCUCUGACACUGCGGCUCCCCUCUCUCUCCUCUUUUUUCGUCUCCGCGUCCGUCGCCGGCAGAUCGCCGGACCUUUUCCGCCGCCGCCAUCGGCUCGGCUCUCUCCGCCAGUUAAGCGGCGUCUGCGCCCAGAGCACGGUGGAGAAAGAGGUGCUGCCGGAGGUCGAGCAGAAGCCGCGAGGAGAGGAGAAAGUCAUCACGCCUCGGUCUCAAGACUUCAACGCCUGGUUUCUCGAUGUCAUUGCUAACGCCGAGCUUGCCGAUUAUGGCCCGGUUCGUGGUACCAUGGUCAUUCGUCCAUACGGUUACGCUAUUUGGGAGGCUAUCCAGGAUUAUUUGAAUAUUAGGUUCAAGGAGACUGGUCACAGUAACAUGUAUUUCCCACAGUUUAUACCAUACUCAUUCAUUGAGAAAGAAGCUAGCCAUGUUGAGGGUUUCAGUCCUGAAUUGGCCCUUGUGACUAUUGGAGGAGGCAAGGAACUUGAAGAAAAACUCGUGGUUCGACCUACGAGUGAAACUAUAGUGAAUCACAUGUUUACUCAGUGGAUUCAUAGUUACCGCGAUCUUCCUCUUAUGGUCAAUCAGUGGGCAAAUGUCACAAGAUGGGAGAUGCGGACAAAACCAUUUGUGAGGACUCUUGAAUUUCUUUGGCAGGAAGGUCAUACUGCUCAUGCAACUCCAGAAGAGGCGGAAAAAGAGGCAUUACAGAUGAUUGAUGUCUAUACAAAAUUUGCUUAUGAGCAAGCUGCAAUACCUGUUAUUGCAGGUCGUAAAUCAAGAGUUGAAACAUUUGCUGGUGCAUCUAAGACAUAUACCAUUGAAGCUAUGAUGGGUGACCGGAAGGCUCUUCAGGCUGGAACCAGCCACAACCUUGGGCAGAAUUUCUCCCGUGCUUUUGGAACACAGUUCACUGAUGAAAAUGGACAAAGGCAAAAUGUAUGGCAAACAUCAUGGGCUAUCAGUACGCGCUUUGUUGGUGGUAUUAUUAUGACCCAUGGAGAUGAUGCUGGUUUAAUGCUCCCCCCAAGGAUUGCACCGACACAGGUGAUAGUCAUACCAAUUUGGAAAAAGGUUGACGAAAAAACAAGAGUUCUCAAUGCUGCGUCAUCUGUUAAAGAAGUUUUGAAGACCGCUGGGAUUAAAGUUGGAAUUGAUGACUCAGAUCAGAGAACCCCGGGAUGGAAAUUCAAUUUUUGGGAGAUGAAGGGAGUCCCUCUAAGGAUUGAAGUUGGCCCUCGUGAUGUUGCAAGUGGAAGCGUGGUCAUCUCGCGGAGAGAUGUUCCUGGAAAGCAAGGAAAAGUUUUUGGAAUAUCUAUGGAACCUUCGAUUUUGAUAGCUUACGUCAAAGACAAGUUGGAUGAGAUCCAGUCGUCGCUUCUUGGAAGGGCAACCUCAUUUCGUGAUAGUAACAUCGUGGAUGUGAGCUCAUAUGAUGAGCUCAAAGCAGCAAUCUCCAAGGGCAAAUGGGCAAGGGGCCCUUGGUCAGCUAGUGACAAAGAAGAGCUUGCAGUAAAAGAAGAAACAGGAGCAACAAUUCGAUGUUUCCCCUUUGAACAGCCCCAAGGGACAAAACCAUGCUUGAUGACUGGCAAUCCUGCAGCAGAAGUAGCAAUUUUCGCAAAAUCAUACUAGGUGGAUCAUGUGCCCCUUCAACUUUUUUUAAUUUUUUAAACAUAUUUUUACUUUUUGGUUUUGUAGAAUAUUUUUAGGCCUUAUUGUCUUCAUUAUCAUCUCUGAUAUGAGAAUAUGAUCUGGGUGCAUUCUCUAGUUUAUUCUUCUUUUGUAAAGAUAUUAGCUGAAUGUAGAAACAGUUGAUGUUCAUUGUUCACAGCUCCCUGGAGAAAUGGGGAAAGGGGAAGUAUUGUGAUUUAAGCUACCGAGAGAUGUUUUAAAUUUUUAAUUCGUGAGAGAUAUUGCGAUCCCUUUCCAUGUAUGUUUUUAAAUUGGAGGUUUAUUUUUGAGUUAAA